Molecule: messenger RNA, 4221 nt
Organism: Acanthopagrus latus (yellowfin seabream)
Lineage: Eukaryota; Metazoa; Chordata; Actinopteri; Spariformes; Sparidae
Gene: zbtb3
Product: zinc finger and BTB domain containing 3
Exons: 3
Coding region: 452-2362 (636 amino acids)
Biological process (GO): regulation of transcription by RNA polymerase II
Cellular component (GO): nucleus
Molecular function (GO): RNA polymerase II cis-regulatory region sequence-specific DNA binding; protein binding; DNA-binding transcription factor activity, RNA polymerase II-specific
Source: RefSeq, a predicted model, not a curated record
GCCCUCUAGGGUGCACUUUGUAUGGAAAAAACGUGGUAAAGUGCCCUCUAGGUUGCCCUUCCAGUGGAGAAGCAUGCAGAAGUGCCCUCUGGGGCUCGCCUCCAGGGAACAAAACAUGAUAAAGUGCCCUUAAGGCUGCACAUCCAGAGAACAGAACAUGUUAAAGUGCCCUAUGGGGUACGCUUCCUGUGGAGAAAUCGUGAUAAGGUGCACUCUGGGGUAUAGAUGUAUCACACCUUUUUGCAUGCUGGUGCCCAACCACGUACAGCUGGUGCCGUUUUUAUUUUUUGGCCUCUGCACCCCAAACAUCUUGAGCCCGCCCAAGGAACUCAACAAAGAAUGAAAGUUCGUCAUGUCACUGAAUCUUUCUUUGGUUCCAGACUGUGGCGACAGCUGUAUUGAAGUCCAUUGGAUGAUGCAUGAUGAAACACAGUAAAACUCGCCAUAUGUGAUGGAGUUCCCUCAGCAUUCCCAGCAGCUGCUGUCAGCUCUGUGCUCCCAGCGCCAGCGGGGCUUCCUCUGUGACUGCACUGUCCUGGUCGGCUCAUCCCGCUUCCUGGCUCACAGGGCUGUUUUGGCCUCCUGCUCGCCUUUUUUCCACAUGUUCUACUCAGACUCUCCAGGGAUUAGUGGUGGAAAUGGCACCAGCAGCUCCGUCACACUCGACAGCGACAUUGUCACGGCUGCUGCAUUUGGUUUGCUCUUGGACUUUGUUUAUGAAGGGGUGUUACGCCUGGAAGAGGCUCCACCAGUGGAGGACAUAUUGGCUGCUGCAAGCUUUCUGCACAUGAACGAGGUGGUGAGAGUGUGCAAAAGACGACUGCAGAGACGAGGGCCUCUGGCUGAGGCAGACAGCACUCGCUCUGAAGAGAGUGCUGGGGCGAGGAGGGCAAUAGAGACAGGAAGGGAGGGUGGGGGUGAUGGUGGAGCUGAGCCUGAGGCUGCCAUGGCAGGAGAUCACUCGAAUCUUGUCGCCAUGGCAGCACCACUUUCAUCAGUGUCAGUUUCAGCAGAGAGGAGACAGUUGGAGUGUGAGCGGAGGACUGGCAGGGGGUUAUCAGAGGCACGAGUUCAGACUCCUUUGAGCCCUGACCUCGCUGACACCACGCAGCCAGGCAUGGGCGCCCCUCCUCUGCCCCCAGGUGGAGAGCUGGUGCAGGGACUCAUCGUGGGCCCGUCUGCCCUUACAUCAGGAGGUUACACCAGGUUGAGGGCUGGAGGUCAUGGAGAGGGGUCGGUACUCUGCAGCCCUUGCAGCACCACUGAGACAUACAGCCACAGCAGUAACCAGCAGCCCUCAUCUUCUUCCUCCCUGGUACCAGUAAGCCAGGCUACUGGUCCAUCAGUGGUCUCUCUGUCCCAGUCAGAGUCCAGUCUUUCCCCAAGACCCCUUCGUGACUCUGUACGGAAACCCUCAGAGACUGACCACAGCGGUACAUCAAGUGGAGGACAACAGAUGGUCAUGUUAAUCCAAUCAUCAUCACUAAUGUCAAACUUAGAAACAAACCCAACACACUCGCCCCCACAGCGUGCAACUCCACAGAUUCAAAUCCAGAGCGCUGUGUCACUCCAACGCCAAAGCUUGAACUUCCACAUUGCUGAAACCCAAACCAUUAAGAGACCUGAGAGGGAUAUGAGAGCCAUGAGCCGAAUGAGGACAGAUGACAAUGAUGCAGAGAAUGUGAAAGUCAAAGUGGAGGCCAUUGUUAUAUCGGAUGAGGAGUUAGAGGAGGAGAGAGAGGAAAGCAGGGAGGGGGAACCAGUAAUGGAAGUAGACGAUGAGUUUGAGGAUGACAUCCAAGAAGAGGAGCUGAACAACCCUCAGUUCCUCUCCUCCCACCAACAGGAUCUCCUACAAAUGUCAUUCAAGAGCCAUCCAAAUGACUACUCCUUCCCACUCUCUCCCUCCUCCUCCUCCUCCGGUGCCGGGCCUUCUUCCCAUGACACUACCUCCUUCACUGCCUCUCUCAUUCCUUCAUCCGCAUCGUCAGCUCAGCAUCAUUCAGACCAUCCUGCCUACUUCCAGGACUUUCAGGACUCUAUGGGUAACAUUGUGGAGGAUGUUCCCACAUGUGGCGUCUGUGGAAAGACUUUCUCAUGUACAUACACAUUAAGGCGCCAUGCCAUUGUACACACACGUGAACGUCCGUACGAAUGUCGUUACUGCUAUCGGAGCUACACACAAUCAGGCGACCUGUACCGACAUAUUCGCAAAGCUCAUGACCACACGCUGCCGGCCAAACGCAGCAAGCCAGACAUGGAGCCAUCCCUCCCGACACAACCACCACCACCACAACAACAACAACAACAACAACAACAACAACCCCCACCACCACCCCCACCCCCACCUUCUCUGAGCUAACAUUCAAACAGACAAACUGUUGUAUUUCUAUACUUACACACAACUUGAUAUGAGAACUCUGCCUUUAAACCUGAAUCAUGUAGGGCUGCAAUUAAUCAAUUAGUUUUUUGGUCUAUAAAAUAUCUAUUACAAUUUCCCAAAGCCUGAGGCGAUAUCUUCACGUCGGACCAACAGUUAAAAACUGAAAAAUAGCAUCAAACACAACUAACCUUAGGCUGUUGCAUCCUUUUGCAUUCUCACUUAUAUUGAUACUUUAUACUAGAAGAGGCAAAUACUGGAUUUUAAAAAAUUGUUUGGCAUAUAAAUGUAAUCAGAUUCAAGAUUCAAGAUGUUUAAUUGUCAUAUACACACAGUUUGCACCAGGCAAUGAAAUUCUUAAUUUGCAAAUUAUCAACGUUUUGUAUAAAGCCCUCUCAACAAGUAACUUUGACUCUGUUGAAAGUGGUACAGUAUCGACUAGAUGACACCUCUAAAUUCAAACAUUCCGGCUCAGUUUUUGCAAACAAUGUCUUAAUAUUUUUAGAUUUGUAAACACCCUGAUUACACCCUAUACUAAGGACAUUUAUGCCUGUAAGUAGAGAAAUACAAUAACUCAUACAGGCACACAUUCAAAAACCAGCGGUGUGGCAGUGAUAUCGGCACUCAUUCAUCACACCUUCUAUAUCCACGUCUGACCAUUGUCUCACUAGCACUCAUUGAUUUUUGUCUGUGAUUAUAUUUGAAAUUAAUUUUUAUGACAUUGCGCUUCUCUUUUCCAGUUUUGAUUUUUUAAUCCUUCUCAUUUUUUAUGCAAUUUGUUUUGAAAAUGUUUAUUGUUGUCAGUAGAGUAACAAGAUGUACAAGAAAUUCUCAAAGACUUGUGUGACAUCCUUCAGCUGGUGUUUGCUAGUCAAAACAGUAAUAAGGGAAAGCUGUUGUAUUUUUUUAUCAGUUACAUGAAAUGUAAUGUGUACGACUGCCUUUUUAGUGUGUAGUUUUUAGCCAGCAAAGUUUGUCAUAGGAUUGUACUGUCUGUGUUUUAUUUGGUGAAACCAUCUGCUGACUUUUAAGGAAAUACCUGCACACAUUUUUAAAUUAGUCAGAUAGUGCAUCAGUUUUGAUCAGGCCACUUAAUAAACAGCAGAUGUACACACAUCUAUCCAGUGAAGUAGGAAAUCAACAGUGCCAAAUGGCCUUUCUUUUUGCCUUGUUUGUUCAUCUUCUUUGUCCUUCCUUUUGAGUUCUUUUAAGCAAGAAAUCUGGAUGAUUGCUUAAUGAGCAAGCUGACUCAUAAGUAAUAUCAGAGUGGCAGCUACACAAAACAAUGAAAUUCUUUAAAUGCUGAGGAAAGGUGCUUUAUUUCUCCUCUGCAUUAGAAAAACAUUAUCUGACGUUAACAAGUUUGCAGCCCCACAGUUUUCUGCUCCAUAAGUUUUUCCCUGACGAACCAUUUCAUGCAUUUCCAGUGGCUGUACAGUAGCCUUCUGUAAAUUCGAUCAGAUUUACUUUGCACUGUGGCUGUCUUGUCUGAACUUGUGAAUUUGCGACUCAUUUCAUGCACCUUGCUUGGCAUUCUCUGUCAGGGCUAAUUAAAAAAUUUAGGAAUAUAAAACUGGUGUAUUGUUCAAUUUCCUGCCUAUAUUCCCUGGUAGGAUAGCAGUGGAGGAGUGAAUAUACGUUUUGGGAUUCACCCUUAAUGGGUGGCUUUUCUUACUGACCAUGUGAGUUUUCCCUCUGUAGCGUUUCUUCUGUAGUAUGACAGAAUAUACAGUUUGAGCACAUUUUGACACCUGCAGUAAUUCUGCCUUGUCUUUAAAUGUUGAUGUGCCUGAAUGACUUUUUUGACACUUGGAAUUUGUUGUGCUGCACCAAGUUUUACA